Molecule: messenger RNA, 1473 nt
Organism: Symbiodinium sp. CCMP2456
Lineage: Eukaryota; Dinophyceae; Suessiales; Symbiodiniaceae
Source: the annotation of a GenBank genome assembly
AUGGACUCUCUUCAUCCAGACAUCCUCCCAACCCUGCAGAGCUUUUCCCAGUUUGGUGCGGGCCUGUCGAUGUCCGGAACGGGCAAACUUGGUUUGCCACCCCCAGCGGUGGACUUGUCUUUUGUCGAGGCCUUGAUAUCCUCGAAGAGACUGGGGUGUUUUGGCCCGUCCGUGCCAUUGAUCUCGGCCCUCACAGUCGGAUCUUUGCCUUCGAUCCCGGACUCCGGGCAUCCAGGCACGGCCCUGUUGCUCCAAAGUUUCGUCCAGCUGGGUGUAGUGGCUUUCCUCAUCGGCACCACCUGUGCUGGAUUUACUUCAGCAGCCUUGGACGCUGUAUUCGCAGACUUAUCAUCGUUGGCAAGGACAGCCGGGUGCAUUGGACCUCUCCUUCCGUCAUUUGGGCGGUCCCGUUCUGGUUUGCCAGCCGCAGUGCUGGACCUUGCCUCAUCUGGUUUGUUUCUGGCCAUUAGAUCGCCCGCGCGCUUCGGUCUGGGGCCAUCGACGGUCGGUGAUGCGACCUUUGGUGGCAACGUCAACUUAGUGAGCCCAUCAUCCAUUCGACAUGUCGGUCACUUGGACGUGUCACCGCCGGUAUUGGGUGGAGUCCGCUUUGAUCUGCCACCGAUUGCCUCGGAUUCUUUGCAUUUGGGCCUCCUGCUUCCUUUACACAGCCUCGCCUGCCCAGAAACAGUAUCAUCGAUUUCGGCUUCCUCACGUUCAGAUGCUUUUUUGCCGUUGCGACAGCUUGCUCAGCCGGGCAGCCCCUCGAUGCCGAUCGGCACCGCAUGUUUGGAGAGCACAUUGGCAGUUCACGAAAAUGUUUAUCCAGGUUUUGCCAUCCACUUCAACGGGGCGAAUAACUACAUCUACUACGACACGGGAGCAACAGAGCUCAGAGUCCACGCUGGUGGCCUCAAGCGGAUGAGCAUCAGCAGCACCGGGGGAAGCCUCCACGGUACCUGGUCAUCGGAGAGUAUCAUCAGUGCCUCAGACCAGAGGCUGAAGCGUCGUAUCGAGCCGCUGGAAGGGACUCUCGCGUCCAGGGCCAUGCAGCGGACUAGCUCUGAAAGAGGCUCAGAAGGAGAGUCGGACAGAGCGAAGGCCGUGGGCUGGCUGCUGCGGGAGCUUCGACCAGUGUCCUACUAUUUCAAGGAGGGACCGGACGCCAAGUACGUCAGGUAUGGCUUUGUGGCACAGGAGCUCGAGCAAGUCAUGCCGGAACUGGUCCGAAGUCACAAGGAUCGCAAGCAUGUGGUGUAUCACGACCUCAUAGCACUCCUCACCUUGGCAUCGCAGGUUCAGCAGGAUCGCCUGGCUGCGCAUGAGGCUCGGGCACGCGAGCGGGCCCAGAAGCUCAAAGAUCAGGCAUCGCUGUUGACGAAGUUAACGCGCGCAGUUUCGAAGUUGGCCGCAAGGAUAAAUCUCUGGGAAGAUAUGAUGAGGCCUUGGGUUAGAGCCAAGCCUUCUCGGUGA